Gambusia affinis (western mosquitofish) is the source of this 6445-nucleotide messenger RNA. RefSeq names its product spondin 1b (gene spon1b). The record is from RefSeq and is a predicted model, not a curated record. The transcript has 16 exons. Lineage: Eukaryota; Metazoa; Chordata; Actinopteri; Cyprinodontiformes; Poeciliidae. Gene Ontology annotation, cellular component: extracellular matrix. Gene Ontology annotation, biological process: cell adhesion. Bases 294 to 2642 code for a protein of 782 amino acids.
GUGACUGAUCCAGAAUCAGCAGCUGCUGCUCCUCUCCCCUCUCUUCUUAUGAGCAGCGCUACACCGCGCAGAGCUCCAGCCGCGCUCUCUCCACUUCAGGAUGGACUUGUCUUGGUCUCCUUCUGCGCAUUGCUGUCUCCGUCUGUAGUUCAGUGGGAGUUCCCGGCAGGAGGGAGCAAGCGCUGUCUUUGUCUGCUUAAUUUUUUUUUUUUUUUAUUUAAUUUAUUUUUUAUUUAUUUUUUUUUUUUAACGGAACAGUCACUGCACAAUCAUUUCCGAGCGGCAGUUCAGAAAUGGGAAUGUAUUUGCAUCUGCUGCUCUUGCAGGGUUAUUUUGUCUCGAAUUUUUUGUGCAAUGCCGUUGCUUUCGUGGAGGAGCCCGCCGGAGGGAGGUCGGACGGGUACUGCGGGCGGAUCCUCCGGGCGCAGACGCAGGGGACCCGGCGGGAAGGGCACCACGAGUUCAGGAUCAGGGUGGAGGGGGACCCGGAGACCUACCUGCCGGGCAGCACAUACAGAGUGGUGCUUCUAGCUAGCAGCCCUGCUUAUUUCAGAGGCUUUACUCUCAUCGCGCUGAAGGAGGGCAGAGAGGGCACCACAGACGAAGACUUCGCCGGCCAAUUCCAGAUCAUCGAUAAUGACGACACCCAGUUCAUGACCAACUGUCCUCCUGCGGUGAUAGAGAGCACACCUCGCAGAAGAACCAGGAUACAGGUCUUGUGGACUGCACCACCCAGUGGUACUGGGUGUGUUAUUCUCAAGGCCAGUAUUGUGCAGAAAAGAGUCAUCUUUUUCCAGGAUCAAGGCUCUCUCACCAUUCGACUGUGCGAGAAAGAGCGUGUUCCCGGUGAAGUCACAGAAGUACCUGCAAUCGAAUGCUGUGCCUGUGGAACUGCUAAAUAUAGACUUACCUUUUAUGGCAAUUGGUCAGAAAAUGUACAUCCAAAAGAUUAUCCAAAACGUGCCAACCACUGGUCGGCCCUGAUUGGUGCGUCCCACUCCAGGAGUUAUGUGCUGUGGGAAUACGGCGGCUAUGCCAGCGAGGGAGUUCGACAGGUGGCUGAACUCGGCUCCCCCAUCAAGAUGGAAGAAGAGAUUCGACAGAAGGGUGAUGAAGUGCUGACUGUCAUUAAAACCAAAGCUCAGUGGCCAGCAUGGCAGCCACUUAACCUGCGAGCUGCUCCCUCAGCAGAGUUUUCUGUGGAUAAGACCCGGCACCUUAUGUCCUUCCUGACUAUGCUCGGGCCCAGCCCAGACUGGAACGUGGGGCUGUCUGGAGAGGACCUUUGUACCAAGGACUGUGGCUGGGUCCAGAGACUUGUGGCAGACCUCAUACCCUGGGAUGCAGGCACAGACAGUGGUGUGACAUAUGAGUCACCAAACAAGCCCACUGUUCCUCAGGAGAAAAUACGGCCUCUGACCAGUCUGGAUCACCCUCAAAGCCCCUUCUAUGACCCAGAAGGGGGCGCAAUUAUUCCGGUGGCUCGGGUAAUGGUGGAACGUAUUGCUAGAAAGGGAGAACAGUGUAAUGUGGUGCCAGACACCAUCGAUGACAUAGUAGCCGAUAUUGGACAGGAGGAGAAGGAGGAAGAUGACACACCGGAGACGUGUAUCUAUUCUGCCUGGUCUCCCUGGUCAGCCUGUAGCAGCGCCACCUGUGACAAAGGUCGCCGAAUGAGGCAAAGGAUGCUAAAGGCUCAGCUGGAUCUCAGCGUACCUUGCCCUCACACCCAGGACUUCCAGCCCUGCAUGGCGCCGGGAUGCAGUAUGGAGGAGCCUUCAACAUGCAUGAUGUCGGAGUGGAUCAGCUGGUCUGCUUGCAGUGUUUCCUGUGGGAUGGGGAUGAGGUCCAGAGAGCGAUACGUCAAACAGUAUCCUGAGGACGGUUCGCUCUGUCAACUUCAAACUGAGGAGACUGAGAAAUGUGUUGUCAACGACGAAUGCUCUCCCAGCAGCUGUGUGGUGACAGAGUGGGGAGAGUGGGACCCCUGCAGCAUCACCUGCGGUGUUGGCAUGAGAAGACGUGAGCGCAUGGUGAAGAUGCCCCCUAUAGAUGGAUCCAUGUGCAAAACCGAGGUGGCCGAAGUGGAGAAGUGCAUGAUGCCAGAAUGCCACACUAUCCCCUGCAUGAUGUCCCCCUGGUCGGACUGGAGUGAGUGCAGUGUGACGUGCGGCCGGGGAGUUCGAAACCGUCAGAGGAUGCUGAAGUCGGAUCCUGCUGAGUGCACCGAGGAGCUGGAGCAAACCGAGAAAUGCAUGUUGCCUGAAUGCCCGGUGGACUGCAUGGUUUCAGAGUGGUCAGAGUGGUCGGAGUGCAACAAGUCCUGCGGUAAAGGACACACAAUUCGCACUCGAAUGAUCAAACUGGAGCCGCAGUUCGGGGGCAGCUCUUGUCCUGAGACCAUCCAGCGGAAGAAAUGCAAGAUCAGGAAGUGCCGCACAAAAGGGGGAGGCGGAAGUAAGGCCAAGGGAUCGGGUGCAGUGGGUUGUCGUAUGCAGCCUUGGACCAGCUGGACUGACUGCACUAAACCCUGCGGAGGAGGCUUACAGGAGCGCUUCAGGAUGGCAAAAAGAAGGGGAAAGGGCAAUUGCAAGGACCGGAGGGAGAUCCGUGCCUGUAACAAUGAUUCCUGCUACUUCUGAGCAGGGAGGAAAGGAGUGUUGCAAACAUCAGAAAUGUAAAAAUUUAAUAAGAAACUUGUUCUGUGUUGGCAGAAGGGAAGAGAGGGCGAUGAUAAUGGGUUAGUUUCAAACUUUUAAAAGGGAGAAACGGGCGAAACAGGAAGCAAGUGAUAAACUCAGAAGAUGGAAGGCAGAGUACAGAAAGAGAAGGUUUGAUGUUUAGUGAAGCUGUUGUAGAAAUUAGCAAACAGGAAGGGUUUUCAUUUUAGUACACACAGAAAGUAUUAGACACUAAGAUCUGUGUCCUGCAAAAAUUCUUUCAAAGAACUAACAGCUUUGUUAACCUCAGCAUUACCAACUCAUACAACGCUCCCACCAUCUGCAGUAUUGGGUUUUAAAUUAUGCAAUCAUGGUAAAAAAAGGAAAAGAAAGGACUCUCUUUUUCAAAUGUAUUUAGCAAAGUAUAACAAAAAUAAUUUGGUCUUUACAAGAUUUUGAAGCUUUUGAAGUAUAACUUUGAGUGUAAAAACACAAUGUUGGUUUGUGCUUUCUAUUCAACAAAGAUGAAGCCGAAUGGAGGAAGCUUCAUUUGAAAAACUAAGUACUCACAUAAUUCAAUAGGUUUCAGAAGCAUGUUUAGCUGCAGUGACUCUCAAUAGUCAUUUGUCUGACUUUAUCACUUAAUUGUGAAAAAAUUUUGUGCCUCUCGUCUUUCAGCAUUGUAUCAAACUGAAGUUUGUAGACAUUUUAUUCUGAAACAUCUCUUUUAAGGUCCAACCGAAGCGUCUGAACCAUGUUAAUGUCUAGACUUGGACUGGGACAUUCAGACAAAUCAAUUUGUUUCCUUUUAAAGCCAUAAUGUUGUAGAUCUGCUGCUGUGUUUGGUAUCUCUCUUCUGUUAAUGACCAGAGAUAUGACCAAAGGACAUUAUUCCACAAGUUCUGCGGUUCAUUCAGAGUCAAGUUCACAAACCAAUAGCAUGAUGCCAUUUUAUUUUUAGGUAAAGGAGGAUUUGCUCAGUAACUCUUUCCAAAAUCUAUACUUGUUGAGAAUUUUUUUAAUUACUCUUUAACUAAAUUUAACUUGUAACUUGAAGUUUCUCUUCUCAAAGCACUGCACAGUGUGUUGUUGGGGCACAGUCUCUGGGAUGUCCACCCAUCGGUAGAUUAUCUCUCUUAAAUGUUUUCCAACUUUAAAUAGUUGUUCUAACUCUAGAAUGAUGGGAUCAACUAAUUUAAAAAUGGCAUUUUAACUGCCUAUCUAUCUUGGCAGGCAUCAACAACUGCUUCUCAGAAAAUGUAUGUUGUUACACCCCAGAUGAGCAAGCUGCCAAUACUCCUGAAUUAAUAGUAAGUGAUCACGCUGAUGAUUCAUUUAUCAAGUAAAUUGGAUGUUUAUUUUAUCACACAUUUUCUUUUUGGCGUCGCGUUUGUGCAGUAAUUGAUAGUCUAGAAUGAAUUGGGUGUUUGUACACUUGAAGUUAUGUUUACAUAAUUGUAGAAGUUGUAAAAGGCCAGAUCAGUUUUGUUAUGUUUUGUCCUAGAACUGAAAAACUGAAAUACUUUUGUUUUUACCAUGCUCGUAGUUCAAGUUUAAACAGUAACUCCAGAAAUUUGACAUUUUGAUUAAUGAUUUCCACCUAUUUUCUUGUCUAAAAUACUAACAGGCUGCCACAGUUUAUCACGUAUUAAACAAAAGCGUCACUUAUAAAUCUCACUAAUACCAAUAUGCAAACAUUUAAAUUCAAAUUAUACAGAAAUCCUUUCUUAGAAAUUUUCUUUUGAGAUUUAAACAAAAACCUGGAUUUGUACUUUAAAUCAAUGAAAGAUAAGUUAUUGGCCUACAAAGAAGAUUUUUGUUGUCAUUAUUUAAUACUAAAUAAUACACAGCAUUUUUAACACUAUUGCUGUGAUUUUAUGUGUGAAAUGUGCAGCAUCAACUUACUCAGCUUUUUUUUUCUCAACAUAAACUAAUCAAGUUUCACGUUACUCUAAGACUAUGAGUGUGAUUCAAACUUUUCCUUCUAACUUACAAUGAAAAAGGACAGUAGAUAAAACUGAUUCCCAAUCUAUCAAACGUUUCAUUUCUAAUGGGAUUCCCCUGGUUUCAGUGUGCUUUAAAAAGCAUAGCAGUAAUUUAGUUGUGAAAGGAGAAUUGUUACUCUUCCUUACAAUCAUGUAUUUUUAUAAUUUAUCAUCAACAAGUUUUUCUUUUCAUCUCCAACAGUAUAAGGAUAUGAUGGUUUUUUAAAAUAAAAAUAUUGGGGGCUUUUUGCAGGACACAGAUGAUUAAACAAGAAAUCUUUUAGGGCUUCAAAAUGUACUGUAAAUCUAUCUAACCACACUUAUAAAAGACACUGCUAGGUAAUCACUAAACUGCUUUCUCUAUUAAACAAAUACUUUAUGUGGAAAUGUUUUAUACUGUUCAGAUUAGUUCUUUAUAUACUGUACUGCUGUUUAUCUGUUGUUUCAGCUGAUGUAGCAUUAAAAGCUGCGAUAACAUCACAGAACUUUGAUUUAGCAUGUGCAAUUUUCUGUUUUCGCUAGUAUGCUUCUCCAGGUGUACUUAUUGCCACAGAACAGAUCGUUUAAAGGCUGCGUCUGCUUUAGUUAUCCUUAGUGAUCCUAGGAGAGUCGCGUUGAGCUGAUCUGCUGCUUUGAUCUGGAAGUUUACACUUUUCAAACAUUUCAACAUUUCAAGCAACUCACCAUGCAGCCAGUCAUUAUCUGAGCUUUUGCUAGAAGAUUUUGUCGUAUAUAUUUUUUGUGUUGCUUACUUUCUUUUUUGUUUUUGUACCUUUUUUGUAUUCGUCAGCAGGUUAGUUUUCUGUUUAAAUAAAAAUCAUCAUCACCAAAGUUAGAUUUCUGGAGCUACUUUCUUUAAAUUCUGAUUAUUUUGUUGCUUUUGCUCUCUUUUUGUUCAUUUCUGUGUCACAUAAGUGUUUUGUAAGAAACCGCCUUUACAAUAAAAGUGUAAAUGUUAAGAUUUUCUUCAAUUAUUGAACAUUUUUUUUAAUCUAAGAUUACUUUCAGCAUUAUCUAAGUUCAAUAAGGCGUAUUAUCAAAAUUAGAAAAGAUGAAAAAAAAACAAAAAUGCGAGUGCAAUAUGUUCCUAUUCAUAAAUACAAAUAUAGAAUUGUAUUCAAUAAAGGAGCUUUUAUUUCUAAAAUCAGUAAUUCACUUUUUAGUUCCCAGAAUGAUAAUUGGUCUUUCAUCUUAUUUGAGUUUAGCAAUCGUCAAAACUAGAUUUUAUUCUUAUAUUUAAGAUCAAACAAGAAAUAUUUUUGCUUUGUAAAACGUUUGAAACCAGGUAUUUGCACCCACUGUUAGAAAUGACACAUAACCUUUUUUUCUUUUUUUUCCCCCUCAUUACUCUUUUACAUCAAGCCACAAUAAAUUUUCCUGUUUUAGGUCAGUUUGGAUUUUUGAAAUUAUUUCUGUUUGUUCAGCAACGUUUUACAAUACCAGCAAAACGUUGCAGAGCCGGGAUGACAUUCUCUUUUUAUUAUUCAGAAGUGUCUUUUAGGUGGUCUUGAAAAAAUCCUCUAGAAUUUUUCCUGAAGUUUAUGUUAUUCUGAUAUUUCUCACUCACCUUAUGUGAAGUACGAAAGCAGGACACAAUAUUGUGCAGUAAACGUAUUUUUAAAAAUGUACGGUAAUUUUGAUUAAAAGAGGAACAAUCAGCUGAUUUUCACCCCUGAUCCUUGGAGAAGAGAUGUGACUAAAGAUUGUGUUGUAAUGUGCCACAGCAGAACUACAUUAAACUGUGUAUAAAGGUGGAUGUUACUCAAAUAUUUCUCAUUAAACUUUUAACAGUUGACACAA